AAGGUCUGCGUUCUGUACUUGAUCCAUAUUAACAUUCUACAAGUAUGUAGUAGGCACGUCACAUGUAUUCGACCAAGCCAUUCUUAGAAGUGAACUUGAACUAAGGUCAAAGUUGUUAUUAGUUGUACUCUCCAUGUUUAGAAUAAACUUUUUAAUUGGGGUUUGUGAAUCGCAUUUCGUGGCGUAUUGUAUUCUGUGUCUGCGUAAAAUAAAUAGUUGGAAUUGAUGGUAUUUUAACGAAUCCGAAUAUUGUGGAUUAUCUUGAAAGUAGGACAUAGUUGUGAAAAGAAGAAAGUGAGCAUGUAAAUAUCAUAAGAAAGCCGUCUGUUUAAGGAAGUCUUCUGAUAAAAAUGGUCAUAUUGAUAAAUAUCUAAGGAGGGACUGGCAAUGAAGGGGUGGUUUGAUGCAUUUCGAUAUGAUGGUGGUCCUACACUUUACAGUUUUAAUAAUCGGACUGCUGUGACUGGUGACGUUACGGUCAUUACGUUCUUAGCCAUCUUCAGUACGCUUUAUGUGGCUUUUUUAAUUAUUUUCCCGGGUAUUAGGAAAGAGAAAUUUACGACUUUCUGUGCUGUGACCUUAAGUUUGUUUGUAGGAGCCACAAUAUUAAUCUCCAUAUUUGGAUCAGCAUGGCACGUAGCAAAUGCUCAUGUAAACGGCACAUAUCGAGCUUUUUCAAAAGAAAAAGUGCUAGCUGACAUCGGUGUUUACGUAGGACUUAAGCAUGUAAAUAUUACUUUACAAGCAUCUAGUAACAAUUGGACGACUGAUAUAGAUUUUAAUGAACGAUUUUUAUGGUUAGAUUCUUACCAAAUGGGUAAUAGCUUUAAAACGGCGCUAGUUAGAGGACUUCCAUUCCCUAUUUUAACGGUAGCUGAAUAUUUCACUUUAGGCCAAGAAGGGCUAGCAUGGGGUGGGCAGUACAGAGCAGCGGGAUAUUUUGCCAUUAUUAUGCUGUGGACAUCUUUCGUUGUGUGGAUUUUAAUGAACCUAAUGUUAAUCGCAGUUCCUCGAUAUGGAGCGGUUUUAAUGACAACAUGCGGUUUCUUGUUAUUGUCGACUGUUUGUGGAUAUUUUGGAAUGCUGCCUGAAUCACCAUUAGUCAUAUACCUCGAGGGGAGCAUUUUAAACUUCCGUUUCGGUUGGUGUUAUUGGCUGGUACUAAUAGCAGGUGGCGUGUGCCUAUUAGCAGGUGUCAUAAUAACAACCGUCGAAAUUAUAUACCCACACAGUUUUUCUACCAUCUUGGAAGUAGAUUACGAUACACCGUAUGAUAGACACAUAAUUAUCGAAGACAGCAGGGGGAAGCGGUUUCAGAAGAAGAGGAAUAGUAACAAUGGUAGCAAACUAGAAGAACCCGCGACUGAAGGCCUAGGUUCAAGAAUAUUAAGGAGGCUUUCAUCGAGGAAUCGGGAUGAGAACAGUUCACCGAAAAGUAGUAAAGCCGGAAAACAAACAUUCGAAUUGGAGGCUUCCGCCUGGAGAUAUCCCUACAAAGACAAUAAUGAAUUUUCCAGACAAGAUAAUUUCAACCGAUCAAUGUCCCAUGGUUCUGUGAUAUCCAAUUUAUCCAGAGAUGUGCCUCCAGUACAUAAGGAAGAAUUCAGCAGGUAUGGACGAUACUCGGAAAAAAUGAACCCAGUAUCGAUGUGGUAAUAUUAUAAAUACUGUAAAAAAUAGUGCAAUCUAAUUAAGUGAUCUUGUUGUGAUAUAGUUGAUUAAACAACGUAAACUAAAAUAAAAGGCCAUAUUUAUAUUUUAGCAUAGUUAAUUUAAUGUGUAGUUAUAUCAUUCAAUUAUUUAUGUUAUAGAUAAGAUGACAAAAAUAAAUAUUGUGUUAACA
Molecule: messenger RNA, 1843 nt
Organism: Anoplophora glabripennis (Asian longhorned beetle)
Lineage: Eukaryota; Metazoa; Arthropoda; Insecta; Coleoptera; Cerambycidae
Gene: mol
Product: dual oxidase maturation factor 1
Exons: 9
Coding region: 388-1656 (422 amino acids)
Biological process (GO): protein transport
Cellular component (GO): endoplasmic reticulum membrane
Source: RefSeq, a predicted model, not a curated record